Molecule: messenger RNA, 437 nt
Organism: Geodia barretti
Lineage: Eukaryota; Metazoa; Porifera; Demospongiae; Tetractinellida; Geodiidae
Source: the annotation of a GenBank genome assembly
CGUGGGAGGUGGGCACUAAAAAGAGUUCACUUGAGCCACGCCCCCUCGGCCGUUCUCUGUUGUGCUGGUUCUCCGAAGAGUGGAGCAGUGUCUCUGUGGGCCGGGCAAAGUUCCCAGGGGUGUAUUAGAGGUGUAUACUGCAGAGGAGAAGGUGAGAAUUGAGACUUUGUCUUGUUCCAUGUCGAUGGCAGCUGAGAAUGCAGCCGAGGUGGCCGCUCUGAGAGGAUGGAAAGUCUACUUCAACACUGUCACUAUUGCUGGGAGGAGGAACCUGGCCAUUGCUACCUGGACUUGCAUCCUGGGCACUCUGUGGCUCAACAAGAAGAGAAGACAGCGCAAGGCACUCAGACAGGCACAGGCCUAGAACACUCAACUCCACUUCCAUAGCUAUUAUAGUGAUAAUAUAUCUCAGUCAGCAGCGUAUUGAAGUGUUCAAA